AGACGGAGUACCUGGAGUUUCCGAGCCUCCUCCGCCCCUGAGUGGGGGGAUGUGCCACCCUCGCACGCUCUGCUAUACCGCGGGGCCACAACGUCACCCUCCCCACAACAACCCCCUCCCCGUGCCCCGCCGGCACGGACACAGCCACCCGCCGCCCGGAGCGGGGUGCCGCCGCCGAGGCCGCUUGCGGAGAGGAAGGGACGGAGGAAACCCCACGUCACUGGCAGGGCUACCUGUGACCCCGCCUCACCUCCCGCUGGCAGCUCGUCAGCAGGACACCGAGGGGAGCGCCGAGCCGGUCCCGGGCGGGAGGGAUACGCACCUCGUCUGCCGUGUCAUCGGGCAGCACUAGACCUCCGGGCCGGAAGGGGGCGCACUGCGGUGAGGCCGCAUAUUCGCAGCAGAGCGGAAGUGGUAGUUCUUUUCCGGCGGAGCGCAGCCAUGGCUCGCGGCCCCAAGAAGCAUCUGAAGCGUGUAGCUGCGCCCAAGCACUGGAUGCUGGACAAGCUGACGGGCGUCUUCGCACCCCGUCCAUCGACAGGCCCUCACAAGCUGAGGGAGUGCCUUCCACUCAUCAUCUUCCUGCGGAACAGGCUGAAAUAUGCUCUGACAGGAGACGAGGUCAAGAAGAUUUGCAUGCAAAGGUUCAUCAAAAUAGAUGGCAAAGUCCGCACAGACAUCACCUACCCUGCAGGCUUCAUGGAUGUCAUCAGCAUUGAGAAGACGGGCGAGCAUUUUCGCUUGGUGUACGAUACCAAAGGCCGGUUUGCUGUUCACCGCAUCACAGCUGAAGAGGCCAAGUACAAGUUGUGUAAGGUGAGGAAGAUAUUUGUGGGCACCAAAGGAAUUCCUCAUCUGGUCACUCACGAUGCCCGCACCAUCCGCUAUCCGGACCCCCUCAUCAAGGUGAAUGAUACGGUCCAGAUUGACCUGGAGACGGGCAAGAUCACAGAUUUCAUCAAGUUUGACACAGGUAACCUCUGUAUGGUGACCGGUGGUGCCAAUUUGGGCCGUAUUGGGGUGAUCACCAACCGGGAGAGACACCCUGGGUCAUUUGAUGUGGUUCACGUGAAGGACGCCAAUGGCAACAGCUUUGCCACCAGGCUCUCCAACAUCUUCGUUAUUGGCAAAGGCAACAAGCCGUGGAUCUCCCUGCCCCGCGGAAAGGGCAUCCGCCUGACCAUUGCUGAAGAGAGAGACAAGAGACUGGCGGCCAAGCAGAGCAGCAGCUGAACUCCAGUUGGGGCUGGCAGUGGUCCUUUCACUGUAUCAAUUAAAGUGUUUACCAACCAGC
Strigops habroptila (Kakapo) is the source of this 1294-nucleotide messenger RNA. Its product is annotated as 40S ribosomal protein S4. The transcript is spliced from 7 exons. The record is from RefSeq and is a predicted model, not a curated record. Gene Ontology annotation, molecular function: RNA binding; structural constituent of ribosome. NCBI's taxonomy places the organism in Eukaryota, Metazoa, Chordata, Aves, Psittaciformes, Psittacidae. Gene Ontology annotation, cellular component: cytosolic small ribosomal subunit; ribosome. Gene Ontology annotation, biological process: translation. The coding region runs from base 442 to 1233 and encodes 263 amino acids.